This is a messenger RNA of Galleria mellonella (greater wax moth), 8247 nucleotides long. Its product is annotated as zinc finger protein PLAG1-like. Gene Ontology annotation, biological process: regulation of transcription by RNA polymerase II. The transcript has a single exon. Bases 360 to 1934 code for a protein of 524 amino acids. Gene Ontology annotation, molecular function: RNA polymerase II transcription regulatory region sequence-specific DNA binding; DNA-binding transcription factor activity, RNA polymerase II-specific. Lineage: Eukaryota; Metazoa; Arthropoda; Insecta; Lepidoptera; Pyralidae. Gene Ontology annotation, cellular component: nucleus. The record is from RefSeq and is a predicted model, not a curated record.
GUUGGCUUUGACUCUACUUUGGCUUCAUUUAUUUUGACAUUUGAAAUUCAUGUCAAUCGCUACGUAUUUCUUUGAAAAAAGUCGAUUAUUCAUCGUUUUUCAUUCUUUCUCGACUUUCUUCUUUUGACCAGAAGUGUAUAGAGACGUAACUGCUUCAUCCGUGUGUGUUAUAAGACAAGAAGGUCCAGAAAUUCCGCAAGAACCAUGUGACACGAAUACGAAAGGGCUACCAGACCGUCAAUGUGACAGAAAUGUUUUCUGCCAUCACGACGAGCCAGUGCUACCGCGGACCCGAAACGACCCCGACGCGUCAUAAACGAGAAGAGUUAUAGGGAAAGCGCGUUAAAAAUGAGCGCGAGAUGGCCAGCCCGCCACCGAACCCUAGAGAAGGCGAGGAGGGCGGCUCCGAGUUCACGGAGGAGUCGAGCGGGGAACGCGCGACCACCCCGCAGAAGACGUUCAUAGCGCCGCCCGCGUCACAGCUGCCCACUAAGUUGCAGUAUGUGGCUCUUGGUGCGCCAGGGCCCAGUGGCAGCAUCAAGCAAUGCUUUAGAACAGUGAAGGCAGCGCGACGCGUACCCACACUGCCUCGGCGGAUACGCGAGGGCGAGGCGGCUGUCGCCGGCACGUCGGCUGCCGGCCCAGCUGCCUCGGAGCCUGAACGGCGCACACGUCGCGACCGCAGCAAGCGACAUGUGUGCACUACUUGUGAUAAGCGCUUCUCUAGCCCUGGAAAACUUAGUCAGCAUGUCCUCUCCCAUACAGGUGAGCUUCCUUUUUCAUGCAACCUUUGUGAUAAACGGUUCAAUUCUAAAUUUAAGCUGGUGCGUCAUAACCUAAUUCACAGUGAGGCUCGAGCCUUUGCAUGCAACACUUGUGGUAAAACUUUCAAUCGCAAAGAUCAUCUCACGAAUCAUGAAAGAGUGCAUAAUCCAACUAAAAGACUGUAUACAUGUGAGAGGCAAGAUUGUAGGAAAUCAUAUACAUCUUCAUUGAGUUAUCGCAAACAUGCAGCUCUACAUUCUGCAGAAGAAGGGAAUUUACAGUGUAAAAUAUGUGAUGAGGUAUUUAGUACUCGGCAAGAAAUAGUUUACCACCUAAAAGUCCACACAGGGAGCCGAACUGUAAAGAAUGAGACUGAUAAGAAGUUUACUUGUGAUCACUGUGACAGGAGGUUUUUCACAGCGAAAGAUGUGAGGCGGCAUCUUGUUGUGCACACAGGUAGGCGAGAUUUUUUAUGCCCUCACUGCCCACAAAAGUUUGGACGUAAGGACCACUUAGUAAGGCAUGUCAAAAAUGCUCACCCUGAGGAAUCAUGGAGGUCAGCAGCGGUUGGCACAUCCAGUGAACCAACACCAGAAGCCUCAACCUCUUUUGAAGAAACAUAUCCUGAGUUUCAGAUAGAGGGGAGUGAUUUUUCUAUAUGGAAACCACCUUCACCUAAAGAGAGUGUGCCAGAAGGUCAAACCAGAGUGCCUUCAUCUGAAAUCAUUGUAGAAAUACCACCUGAGCUUGAAAUUAAAUCGGAACCUUUAGAAAUUAAAUUGGAGGAUCCAUUAGAUAUAAAGCUAGAAGAGCCAGCAUCACCAAGUUGUGAAUUGCUGCCUAGCGACUAUCCUGUCAUGUUCAUGGUACCUUCACCAUACUCACAGACGCCAUCUACCUUGCCGUACAUGACAACACAACCUCUACAGGAGCCCAUGACGCAAGCCCACUUAUUAGAUCCUGCAAAUGUUCAGUCUCUGUUGAUGGAUCCAGGGGAGGGACCAUCAGGCCUGUCCAGUGAGAUGUUAGGACUUUUAGAAGAAAGUGAACCUACAUCUACACCUACCUAUAUGGGUGAAGAGGGUCGGCAACAACGAUUGCCGGCGUUCACACAGGCCUUUCAAACGGCGCAGAGCCCGAAGCCGCCGCCGCCGCCACCGCCCCACUAGCCUCGCUGCAUAGCGAGAUACCUUCAUGCAUUUAGCUUAUGUGAAACCGGAUUACCUCAUUAGGUAAGGUAGGGGUAAGCUGUAAAUAGUCGGGAGAGCAAUGUAAUGCAAUUGUAAUAAUGGACUUGAUAACAUGUAAGAUGUAUGAAAGCUAGGGGGUGUGUGCCCUCCAGUUGAAUUGCCAAAUUGUAUAUUUGUGUUUCAGGUAUACCAAAAUAUUUCCGAAUUCUACAUGAAUAUGUGAUCUAGUCGUGUAUGUACUUUCGGAAUUUGUAAAUUGUUUAUUUAUAACAUACCUUGUGUGAUCAGUGGAGUUUAUAAGGGACCAACUCUGUGCUAAGUUCAUUAUGCGAUCAUUCACAUAUUGAACAUGUUUUCUAUGGGUAAUGGUGAUGGCGAGCAGAAUUUAGUUUGAAGGUAUGGAUGGCUCUUGAAAGCAGUAGGCUAUUACAAUAUGUUUCAGAGAGGCGUGCUGCUUUUGACGCGAAGUUAUGAUACAACAGAGCAUAUCCCUUGUCUGUCAAUAAUGUAGAUUCCGAAUUCUGCUAGAAUAAUGACAUCAGAUCUGUUUAAAGCUAGAAUGUAUUUCAUCUAUAUGUAUGUAAGUGUAAUAACAAUGACUGUUGGAGGUAUGGGAUUAAAUAUCAUUCUAUUGUACAGAAUGCUAUUCAAGUCCUAGGAACCCGGCAGGUAUGAGCUAGAAACUAAAUGCAAUAUACCUCAGAGACACUUGUGUCUCCUUAGAAUAAUAAGAGAACUAAUUGGGUCUGUCUGAUGAGCAAAUCACUAGAUAAACUGCAGAUAUCUUAUAAAUCGCAUUGUGUUUUCAACUAAAUGUGCCAAAUAUGAGAUCAUGGACUAGAAAACUUUAGAAUGCUUCCAAUUAAUAGAGUGUAGAAUUCUUUUGCUCAUUAGACGCAUACGAAACAUAAUUGAGCAGAAUUUAUGAGUGUUUAUUUGACGAUCCGUCAGCGACAAAAUUCAAAUGUUUGCCGAUUUUGAACAACCGAAAACUAUAUUUUUAUAGGGGGAAAAAAGUCCGAAAUUCAUACUAAGUGUCUUGGCUUAUUUUUAAGAUUACGAGCCAAAUUAUGUUAUUUGUUAGUGUGGAAACUUGGUGUAAGUGUCAGAUGAUUGAUAAAAUAUAGUGAGAAUUUAAACAACUUGGAGUGAAAUGGAAAGGUAGGACAGCUGGAUUUAUUAGGUGCCUUGCAUUUCUAGAAACUGAUAAAUAACUGAUUUGUGUAAACUCUAGCAUAGUCACUAAUCACGAUAAGAAGGCGCAUUUUUUAAAUUAAAAUUAUAUAAUUUUUUUCCUGUCAAAUUGAAAUUAGAAUUUACAGACAAUAUAUCGGGGUAAAUUCUAAGGGUAAAUUAAGUACAUACUAUACAAGUGUUGGUAUUCUUCUUUGCGUAGCUUUAAAGCCAAUGUCUGUAAUACUAACAAAGGAAUACAAUAUAUAAUUUUUGUUUUGGUUUAUAACUAUUAAAAUGAAUGCCGAUAUGAAAGAUAGUUUGAAAGAAAAGUCCCUAAUACUAGAUAAUUUUUUUGGAACAUUCGUAUAAUUUGAAUGGAUGGAUCAUUAUUUAUAGAGAGCUUUGAAUGUGAAAGUGAAUAGCUCUAAGUGGAGAGGAAGACCAGACCAAAGAAAAGAUGCAUGAGUUGUGUAAAUUAUAUGUAAGUAUAUAAAGGGUACUAUGGCGCCAUAAAAAUUGGUGCUGUUAGGGUAAAACAGGGGUUAUCAACAAUAUAGAUUUGUAACUGCUAGUUAAUAGUGUUAAAUUUUGGCCUCAAAUUAGGCUCAAUAUUGCUAGGCACUUUAUUUUCGCGUAAAUCAGCUUGAAUUUAUUAUUUCUUAAACUGCUCCCCUAGACAACAUACAUACAAGAGAUUCUAUUUAUCGAUAGAAUCGUUACGCUCAGCGCUCAUAUGAGAAGGAACAAGACUGCGCAUGUCGCUAUCUCAAUCUAUUUCAUAGACUCGCUAGCGAUGACGAUAUUAUCAAUUAUAGAUUCGUAUGCAAUUUGUCUAAAGGGGCUGGCGUUUUUGGGCUGUGCCCAUAGAUUUUUUUUUCUUUUUUAUAGAUUUGUGAACUGUCCUAGUUUGAAGACCAUGCAGUUGGUGUGAAUGUGUGGCACUUGUGUAGUUGAGGCUCACUGAUAGAUCAACCGACUAUUUUGUUAUCGAAUCCCGUUACCAGUUUUACUAUUUCGCACUUGUAUUCCUGUUUUAUUGUCGUUUCAAUUGUGUUAGUACAUCAAUUAUGGAUUGCUAGUUAUCAAUAAAAAUAGCAAAUUUAGUAGUGACAAAAUUAUGGGACCAUUACAGAAGCAAACUUUAUCAAUUCUAAUGAAUUAUCAAAAUCGGUUUUUAGGAUAGAGAUAGUGUGCACAAAAAAGUACGGUUGAAAAAAAAACCCUACUUUUGAAGUUGUUUAAAAGCACUUAUGGAUUUUGAUUAUAAAAUGUUAUACUCUCAGAAUAUUGUACUUAUGUGUUACGAUAGUUUGUUAGUGCUUAUCGUGAGUAUUAUCUAUGCUAUAGUUUACGAUCAGUUACAUUUAAUUUGCUAUAGUCUGCCAGUUUAAUUUUAUUGGAACGCUACCGAGAUUUUAAAUAUUUAUUAUUAAUUCUGAAUUUCGAUCUUAAAUAUUUGCUUUUUCAAAUACUUAACUAAUUCAAAUAAUAAUUAAGUAUGUAAGUUUUACCGGAAAGUUUAUAAUUAGGCACCACCUGAAAAUUUAUAAGUUAUUUUAAAGUUCUUAUGGGUUUUAUGUCUACACAUAAAUCUAUGUAUACACACAUCUUCACAUCUCACUAUCACACAUCUAGGUAUACACAUAAAACAAAUAUUAUCAUUUUUUUUUUUCAAUUCGGUUUAGUAGUUCUGAGACAUUACAUUGUUGUAAAACGAACACUCUCUGUACUACUAUAUAUCUUCGGUUUCUGUAAUGUACAGAGGGCCUACCAUGAAAUGUUUUCCGAAAUUUCGGAGCCAAACGAAACACAAAUUUGAUGUUAAAAUUACAUGCCGUUUGGAAAUAUUAAAAAUGUUAAAAUAUUGUUCCUUUGGACUUUUAUAAUAGGGUGUAUGACGAACGAAAUGUUAAACUCCAUUUAUUGGUCCGAUUUUGGUAUAAACAAAAACACGAAAUUGGGUCCGAAAUUUCGGAAUUUCAUUUUAUGGUAGACCCGCAGAUAUAUCUACGAAUAUAUCUGUACAUUACAGAAAUCGAAGAUUCACUCGGACAAUAUAUAGAGUGGCUAGUGUAAGUUGUACAAAGAGUGUGUUGAGAUUGUGUUCAAGUUUACGUCGAUAAGUUUGUAUAUAAAUCUGAGUUUCUGAAACUGUACAUUAGUUGUGCAACAGAGUUUUCGAUACAAAUUAUUGACCUAAACGAUACACGUACUAACCAUUGAAGGUUGAAGUGAAUGCAGUUUUAGUCAGUUAACUAUAAACACGCCACUUCUGCUGGGUGACAGACGUAUGUAUACUCUUUCCUUACCAUAUCAGCCGCUAAUUAUCCAUUGCUGAACAUAAACCUUUUAUUUUGGUAGCCAGUAGCCACGCUUGGCAGGCGGGUUGACCGGCGCAUCUUUGAUGUUUUAAAAGGAACCUCGGCUAUUAAGUUUUCCUUAUAUAUACCUUACCUUACUAUAGAAUACCGCGCUAGAAGUUAACAAGCUAUAGAUACCUACCUAUUUUAAGUCUCGGCUGGUUUCACCCUUGUAUAUGUCUGUACUCUAGCAGUCGUUAUGCCUUGCCUUGGUAUGGAAUACCGCGCUAGAAGUUAGCUGGCUAUAGUUAUACCUACUUAUUAUAAAUCUCGGAAGUGUUCCAUACAACUAGAGCAGUCUUAAGCCUGACACUGCUUUGUUUACUUAUGUAAUAUAAGUUUUAAUUAUUGGUAACGAAUGAUAAUAUGUAAUACAUUUAAUUUAAGGUCAAUGUUUGGCGUCUAGUAAUGACAAUUGGCGAGGACUGUGCGUAGAGAUCCAAUGUUGCAAACGCUUGUUAUGUAAAUAAUUCUAAUCUUUUUAGGCUAAUAGGACUAUAAAAAAUUUAAUCUACCUCAAUUGCAACUUAUUCUUACAUCUAGAAAUUUAAUUACUUUAUUAGGUUAGUGAGAGUGUUAGGUACUUUUUCUAUUUGAGAAGAGUGAUGCCGAUGUGGCCAGACGUUAGAUACGAAUGGGGUUCGAAUCCCCGGCUUGAUUGUGCUGAUGUGAUUAGAAAUCUUUAUUGAUAUAUAAACAUAAAUAUGUAUGAAUUCGCUUCAUUUUUGAAUAUUUAGAUUCACCACUCAAGAUGGCAUAAGUUUUGAAAUGAGUAAUACAGAAAGAUCUGGGUUUUAAAAAGUCGUCAAUUUAUUUUUAAAAUGAAAAUAUUAAAAAUUUGUAGUUUAUAAAUUUAGGUACUUUCUAUCGCACACUUAAGUAAUAAGAGAACGUUUGAUACACACAUAUUUUUAACAUUUAUACAUAUUUUCUGAGAACAAUUAUCAUAAAAGAUUUCUGCAAAAUGUUUUUAGACGUACCACGUCGAACUUGUGCGGAAAUUUAGAGUAGGACAUCGGUACACUGGAAAUAUUUUGCAUUUUAUAGUAACGAAUAGAUAUAUUUUCAUUUCAGUCUAUUCCUUUGAAUCCCUAGUCAUAUACAAUAGCAGUACAGAAUAUAUUCUCAAAUAAGCAGUUAAACUGAGUGAUAUUUACUUACCAAUCUGAUAUAAUGUGUUAUACAAUAUAUUAGUAUUCUUGUAAGGAGCAAGCAUUACAAAAGUACAAAUCUAACAGAUAUAAUAUAUAUAUAUAUAUACAUACAUACAUAUAUAUUAUAGAUUUCCUCGUUAGUAUUGGAACAGAAUAUACAACGACAUAUGCAAUAAAUUUUUUAUAGAUAUUUAGAUUAAAAAAUAAUAUAUAAUACUUUAAUGUUUAACAUAUCAAAGACUAGCAUUGGCGCCCGAUUUUGUUACGUUUUGAAUGUUUCUUGAUUAUAUCAUAAUGGUGGUUCAUUACAUUAUGUAUUAUUUAUUUAACAAUGUAGUUAACAGAUGUCAAAUGACGAUAAAAUAAUUAUAUUGUUUUGUAGCACUGAAAGUGUUCACAUUUUCUUUUGUUUAUUUUUUAUUUAAGUAACUGGGGAUGUUUGCGCAUAAUAGUAAAAUAUAUAUACUUAUUAUUAAUAUUUUCACUGUAUGUUAUUGUCACUCCCCAGUUUUUUAUAGUAUUUUUUUUUACCAGGUAAUGAGUUUGACUCAUCGCAUUUUUUUAUAAUAGCAAUAGGUAUGUUGUAUAAUACCAAAUACUUUUUAUGCUUACAAAUUUGAAUUUCGAAUAUUUUUGUAUAGAUUUGAUAAUUGCAACGAAAUAUUACGAGUAAGGAAUUAUUGUAGUUACCGUAUUCAUUUUUGUUAAAUCAAAUACAAUUAGUAAUAUUGAAGGAUAAUUAAAAUAGCAUACAUAUUUACUGAUGUAACACAUUUAUUAAAUAAUAAAAAUGGUCAAAACCUGAUAUGAAUCAUAAAAUUAAAAAAAGAUACAAAUGUUAUUUUAAGGAAUAUUUUAUAUGUAUAUAUAAUAUUGUAAAUGUUUAUAUACAAUUUAUAAUAAUAGAUAUUUCUUAAUAUCAAAUUUUACAAUAUAAUAAUUCCUUUGCUCGUAAUAAAAUGUGACACAGAUCAAUAGUAAUACGUAAUUUUGGUAUAUAUUAUACAUUAUAUAACAUAGUGGCCUUAAUAAAAUAAAAAUAAAAAAAUUAGAUUGUUUGAAAUAAAUAAUAUUUUUAGAAAACUAUAAAAUUUUAAUAGAAAUCUAUUUUUGUUACGCUUUUUCAAGUAAUAUGGCAUUUUAUAUAUUGGAUGUUGAAAAAUGUAUUUUCUGAUUAUCAUGUUAGAGUUGGAAAUAGGGUUUUAUUAAUUGUUCAUAAAUAGUGAUCAUGAUAAAGAAAUAUGAUGUAAGUGUAGCUCCAAAUGUGUUCUUUAUCUAUUAAGGUAAUUAAUUGGCGGCUAGAGAAUAGAAGAUAUUUUUAAAUUAUUAAGCCAGUUGUAUUAUUGUUAUAACUAUGUAUAAUAAUUGAUGUGAAAAAGAAUUUUUAAUUUUUAUUCCACUUUUUUUUUUAAUAAAACCUAUUAUUUCCGAUUUUAACCGUCCGCAAUUAUACGGUAGUGUUGAUAUAGUACUGAUUUACCUACCGAGUGUACCCUCGCAGAAUAUAGCCAGUAUAAAAAAAUGAUAAACAUUGUACCUGGUCGAUAAUAAAAAGAUGUAAUAUCGUAUCGUAUCUUCAUUGUAAUAAAUAUUUUGAACAUC